AUGGCUCGUCGCCUCCUGACCACGUGCUCCGCCCUGUUCCUCUCCCUCCAAGCGGUCGCCGACGAUUUCCCCUUCAAAGGAUACGCCACCCAACCCUUUAAUCCUCCAGACAUUGCGAUUCAAAAAAGCGGCGUCACCGACCCCGGCUACAUAUUCAUCGGACCUCGGGGUAAUGUGUGGCCUGGCACGGCUGCGCUGAUUUACGAUGACGACGGCAAUCUGGUCUGGCAGGGCCCCCAGCAGAUCACCGCCAACUUCAAGGUCCAGAAGUUAUUCAACCAGGAUGUUAUUACCUACUGGGCUGGUGAUAUGAUGGACCUGGGAUAUGGUUACGGUGCCGUUCAUAUCCUCGACAACACCUACCGCGAGAUCUACACCGUCAAGCUCCAGGACGACUCCCUCCUCACCCCCGAUAACCUUCCCCGAGACUCCUACAUCGACCUGCACGAGAGCCACGUUACGGACCGCAACACUCUUCUCAUCACCGCCUAUAAUAUUACACAGCAUGAUUUGACAUCCGUCGGGGGAGGCGCUGAUUCGUUCAUGCUCGACAGUCUUUUCUACGAGAUCGAUAUCGCGACAAACGAGAUUAUUCACUCCUGGAGUGCUUUCGCCCAUCCCGAGGAGUUUCCUAUAACAAGCUCGCGACAGGGUUAUGGUGAGGAGGUGGGUGCUCAAACGCGCCCUUGGGAUGCGUUUCACAUUAAUUCGGUGGAACUCAUGCCGGAAGGCUAUAUGAUUUCUCUUCGUCAUUUCUGGUCUGGCUUCUAUAUCCACAACAAUGGGUCCGUCCUGUGGCAGAUUAGUGGUGAAAACGGUCAUGGUGACUUUACUCUCGACGAUGGAGCCUUUUGGUCGUGGCAGCACGAUAUUCGCAUCUACAACCAAACCGAAGAGGGGCUGGUUUUGAGCUUGUUUAACAAUGCCAACACCCCCACCGAGACGAGUGUUCCUACCUCUGGACUCAGUCUCUAUGUUGACCUGGUCACUCGUCAGGUCUCGACUCUUCGUGAUGUACAGAAUCCGUAUGAUGAAAUUCGCAGCAUGACACAAGGCAGCUAUCAACUCAUCGAUCCCGUCACCUCCCAUGUCUUUCUGGGAUACGGAAGUAUGGCCAGAGUCAAAGAAUUCGAUGGUGACAACAAGGAGGUCUUGACCGCCCAGUUCGGUGAUGACAACACAAGUUGCUCCUACCGUGCCUACAAGUGCAAGUGGAAGGCAACGCCAUAUUGGAAGCCCUCCGUUUUGGCGAGAAAAAUAUCUACCACCACCCAGAUAUUUGUGAGCUGGAACGGAGCCACCGAGUAUGACUACGUGGCCGUGUAUUCUGUCCCAUCCGAGGACUACACGGAGAAGACUCUGAUGGGCACGCACGAGCGUACUGGAUUUGAAACUAGGCUGGAGCUGGAAAGUGAUGCUCCGUUUGUCGUGGUGGUUUGUCUCAAGGGUGACAUUCCUCUGUCUACUUCUGAUCCUAUGAACAUGCACAACAUAAACCCCAUGAACCAAACCACCGGCAACUCCAUCAUCUCCAACAACUGCGAAACCCCUAUCUACCUCUGGUCCGUCGGCAGUACCGUCGGCCCCCAAAUCGCCAUCAAGCCGGGCCACAACUACUCAGAGCCGUUCCACCAUGACCAGAAGUCGGGCGGUGUCGCGCUGAAGGUCACCACCGUUAUGGAUGGGCUUUACACGAGUGCCCCGCAGACUGUGUUUGCGUAUAACCUUGUCGAGAAGAGCGUUUGGUAUGAUCUUUCGGAUGUGUUUGGGGAUCCGUUUGAGGGGGAGAUGGACGCAGUCUUCGAAGGAGGAUUUGGUGUUGAGUCUUUGUUAGAUGGGAAUUGGAAUGAUCUUGAUGUUCCGUGA
Aspergillus wentii DTO 134E9 is the source of this 1866-nucleotide messenger RNA. Its product is annotated as arylsulfotransferase family protein. The transcript has 4 exons. Lineage: Eukaryota; Fungi; Ascomycota; Eurotiomycetes; Eurotiales; Aspergillaceae. The record is from RefSeq and is a predicted model, not a curated record. The coding region runs from base 1 to 1866 and encodes 621 amino acids.